Molecule: messenger RNA, 1566 nt
Organism: Exophiala bonariae
Lineage: Eukaryota; Fungi; Ascomycota; Eurotiomycetes; Chaetothyriales; Herpotrichiellaceae
Exons: 1
Coding region: 1-1566 (521 amino acids)
Molecular function (GO): iron ion binding; heme binding; oxidoreductase activity, acting on paired donors, with incorporation or reduction of molecular oxygen
Source: RefSeq, a predicted model, not a curated record
AUGCUAGGUUACUUUUUUUCAGUCAUUACAGCCAUAGCUGCGUUUGGUUAUUUUAUCGUUGUUCCUCUUAUCAUCUAUUUCCGCGAUGCCAAAGGCCUGCGUAAAUACCCGAACUUCUCUUUUCUGUCCGGUAUCUCGAAUCUGCCAUUUAUCUAUGAAGCACACAAAGGCUUCAGAUCACAAGCGCUCCUAAAGGCGCACCAAAAGCACGCGGUCUUGCGCAUUGGGCCGAACGCUCUGUCCUUUGGUACAAAGGAAGCGAUCAAGGACAUCUAUGGUCACAACACGAAAUGUACCAAAGAUACGAUGUACAAGGUCCUGGCCGGUAGUCAUUAUCAUCUGGCGGAUGUCAUCGACAAACCCGAGCACGCCCGUAAGAGGAAAAUGCUGUCUAGUGCCUAUGCGAUCAAGAAUCUUGAGGGCUGGGAGCACAAGGUCGCUGACAUUACGGGUCGGUUGAUCAAGUCAUUUGAUGCUCGCUGCACAGCACCAUUGGUUGAAGGGGAACUCCCAUCUCCCGAAGAUCAGGCAAUUGACUAUCGUAUGUGGUCCAACCUUUUCACUGUCAGUGCCAUCGCGAACAUUGGUCUAAGCGAGGAUCUUGGCUUUCUCGAGCGCGGCGAUGAUCUUGUUACUGCAGAAGCCCCUGACGGCACACUAAGCAAGGUCCAUUUUAGAGAAUGCUUGCAUGCUACUGCAUGGGCCCAGUCAAACUUGGUCUGGUCUUAUGACUGGUUUCAGACAUUCAUCCGCAUUAGCAAGCUAGUGUCAUCGAAGUAUCGCCAGAAAUGGAGGCUUAAUAAAGACUGGGAUGGUAUUGUGCGGCACCGGGCCACGACACGAUUCAAGAGAUUUCAAGCCCAUGAACAGCUUGAUGACUUUUUCUCUGCUCUGCUGCAUGACAAGUCUGGCGUUGCCAAUAACUUGGAAUGGGGUGAAAUGGUUGCUGAAGUUAGUAUUAUGAUGAACGCAGGUUCAGACACAACUGCUAUCGCCAUGAACAAUGUCAUGUACCUGCUUUUGAAGAACCCUCCGUGUAUGAAAAAGCUACGGGAAGAAAUCGACGAGACCUUGGAUGAGGAUGAAGCUGUGGCACCCUACGACAAGGUCAAACACCUCCCUUACCUUCGAGCAUGUCUUGAUGAGAGUAUGCGCCUGCUACCACCCACUACGUUUGGACUUCCUCGCAAAACGCCGCCCGAGGGUGCAGCUGUGGUUGAAGACUAUAUUCCUGGCGAUACAACAGUCUCAAUUUCAUCCUAUGUUGCUCACCGCGACCCAAGCGUCUUUCCCGAGGCCGAAUUGUACAAGCCGGAGCGGUGGCUGGGCGAGGAAGGGAAAAACAUGCAGCCAUAUUUCAUCGCAUUUUCAGCGGGUGCAAGAGGAUGCAUUGGCAGGAACAUUAGCUAUUUGGAGCAGAUGGUACUUCUUGCAUCACUACUUCACCGCUACGAGUUUGCCCUUCCUUGCCCAGACUGGGAACCAACGAGAAGAGAGAACUUCAACUUGUCGCCAUCAGCUAUGCCACUCAAGGUUUGGAGAAGGAAGAACGACGAAGAGGAUUAA